ACACAUAAAAAAAACCACUCCACAACAACUGCAAGUCUGCACCACCACUACUAGCUCCCCUCCCAACUUCUAGCUAGCCAUGGCGGAGAAGAAGGAGCAGGCCAGACCGCUGGCCCAAGCCACAGACCGCCUUAGCAGCGGUGACGAGGCCAGACCACUGGCCCAAGCCACGGACCGCCUUAGCAGCGGUGACGGCGACGUGGAGGCCACCCUACGCAAACAAAAAACAAGGCGUAAAAGGUGUAUGAUUAAAUGUUGCGGCUGUAUCGUAGCGUCUGUGCUAAUUCUAGUUGCGGUGAUCUUGAUUCUGAUAUUCACCGUUUUCCGGGUUAAGGACCCGACCGUCAAAAUGAACAGGAUCUCUGUCACCAGGUUGGAGCUGAUCAACCGAAUGACACUUGUGUUCGGCGUCAACAUGUCGCUGGCAGCAGAUGUGUCGGUCAAAAAUCCGAACGUGGCGUCCUUCAAAUAUAAGAACACGACCACAACGUUGUUUUACCGAGACAUGGUUGUGGGCGAGGUACAAACACCACCAGGGAAGGCAAAGGCAAGGCGAACCAUGCAUUUGAAUGUAACAGCGGAUAUUGUCGUCGACCGCCUUAUGUCCCAGUCCAAUGUUCCAGAUUUGCUAGCAGAUGUGAGAUCAGGGCUUUUGACUGUAGGAACCUAUUCGAUAAUACCAGGGAGAGUGAAAAUGUUGAGCAUUAUCAGUAAGCAUGUUGUUCUGAGAUUGAAUUGCACCGUGACCGUCAAUAUUUCGAGCCUGACGAUUCAAGAUCUGGAUUGCAAGCGGAAGGUUAGCCUUUAGGAUAUAUACACAAAUCCACUAAAAGUUUAUUAUAUAAAUUUAUAUAGUGAUAAGAUCAUUUGUGCAAAUUUAGGAUGUAAAAGUCCUGCGUAUUUUAAUAAAUUAUACAAAUAUGAGAUUUAUAUAAAAAAAAUUAAAUAAAGUGUACAAAAUUUAUACACCUUAUG
Carya illinoinensis is the source of this 975-nucleotide messenger RNA. RefSeq lists its product as uncharacterized. The record is from RefSeq and is a predicted model, not a curated record. The transcript has a single exon. Bases 80 to 808 code for a protein of 242 amino acids. Lineage: Eukaryota; Viridiplantae; Streptophyta; Magnoliopsida; Fagales; Juglandaceae. Gene Ontology annotation, cellular component: plasma membrane.